Messenger RNA from Perkinsus marinus ATCC 50983, 912 nucleotides. Its product is annotated as serine-threonine protein kinase, plant-type, putative. Gene Ontology annotation, molecular function: ATP binding; protein kinase activity. Lineage: Eukaryota; Perkinsozoa; Perkinsida; Perkinsidae. The record is from RefSeq and is a predicted model, not a curated record. Gene Ontology annotation, biological process: protein phosphorylation. The transcript has 10 exons. Bases 1 to 912 code for a protein of 303 amino acids.
AUGCGUCCUAAUCACGCUGCCCCAACGGAUGCAAACUUGAGUUUCAUCUCACUUGAGUAUCCUUACGAGGAACUGCGGCGGGCGACCAAUAACUUUUCUCAAGACAACGUCCUCGGUACUGGUACCUACGGAUGUGUUUACCGUGGCCAACUCAAAGACGGCACUGAGGUUGCAGUCAAGGUGCUGCAAGCGCCGAAGGAGUCAGGUUUCAAAGAGGAGGUUAAAGUUCUGUCUAAGUUCCGACACGCCAACCUAGUCAUUCUGAUGGGAUUUGCCCGGAACGGCCAUGAACGGUGUCUCGUCUACGAGCUUCUCUCUGGCGGUGAUGUAUCAAGUCGCCUACAACCUUCUGGUCACCCCUCGUUCAACUGGUAUCAGCGGCUCAACGUCGCCUUGGAUGCUGCCUUAGGACUAAGUCAUCUACACAACGCAACACCGCGGGUCUUUCAUCGGGACAUCAAGACCCAGAACAUCCUCCUCGAUAGGAACGGCUCAGCCAAGGUUGCAGACUUCGGUCUUGCGUGUCUCGCCGAGCAUCGCUCACUGGGCCACUUCAAGGUCCAGCAGUGCUCAGGAACUAUCGGCUACGCUGAUCCAGCGUACAUCAACACCUCGGUGGUAACUGAGAAGACCGAAGUCUACAGCUUCGGCAUGGUAUUGAUUGAGCUCUUGACGGCUCGGCCCCCUGCAGUUCAGGAUCCCUCAACGGGACAGAUACUUUACAACUUUCAGAAUGUAUUCAUGUCAUCCGAGUACGUCGUUCGUACUCUCACCAGUGCGUCGAUCAACUAUCUCGUGGAGGCGUUGCUGAUACUCCGUCGAGCAGGUGAGGGUAACUCAUGUGGCUAUGACGAUCUCGUUGAUAAAACCGAUAACAAACGCUUCAGUACUCUAGUAACAAACGUUGGGUGA